UCCACCCACGUCUUCUCUACUCCCCCUCCUAUUUACGCGCAUACAUCCACCUCACGCCAUUCAAGCCGCACCUCGUCGUCCGACCGCAUGCCAGCUGAGGAGCUGGCUAGCUAGCAACGUUGGACUACGGCCUGUUCGCUCGCCUGCCUUUGCCGCCGAUCCUUGCAAGCGCUCUCCACCAUGGCCCGAUCACCUUUAGAUCUGGUUACAGGGGCCCUCGCCAGCCCGGUAUGGGUCCGAGCUGGGGAGGGCACAACAACCGUCUCAGAUGCAUAUCUCCACUCCAGCAACCUCACAGAUGUAGCUUUGUACUACACGGUGCAUGCGAUCCCUCAAGUCUACAACCCCGGAAUCAUCGUCGCGUCCAUCGCAGUCGCCAUUCUCGGUUCGUAUUCAACCCUGUUGCUGCUCGGCAAGCGCACGAGCAACAAAGGCGCGCGCAACAUUACUCUUCUGGUCAUGGCUGCCUCGGUCAUGGCGUGUGUCGGAAUCUGGGGCAUGCACUUUAUCGGCAUGCACUUUUCCCUCCGGCCGAUCCCCAACGUGAGCUGGUAUGUCCAGUUCAGCCCCGGCUUCACGGUGUUCAGUCUAUUCGUUCCGACCAUCUCGCUCGUCAUUGCCUUCUUUUUUGUCGACGAUGUCGUCUCAUUUUCGAUGUGGCGCGUCUGUCUCUCCGGCGUGAUUACCGGCCUGAUCGUCUCUCUAAUGCACUAUUCGGCCUCAUUCAAGGCCAACUUUGUCGUCACGUACAAUCCCAUUCACACUUCGUUCUCCAUCCUGCUCGGCUGUGUCGCCGCCACGAUUGCGCUCUUCUCGUUCUUCCGCUUCCGCGCGCAGUGGGAGGACAGCUGGUGGAAGCGGCUCGUGUGCGCAACUAUCCUCGGUGCAGGCGUCUCGGGCAUGCACUACCUAGGCGCCGCCGGAACGUCGUACUAUGUCCCGCCUGACCCGACGGCGGUCCCCGGCAUCCUCAGCACGGGAAGCUACCAGAGCAACGUCGUAACGAUCGCCAUUGGCGUCAUGUGCUUUGCCAUCAUUGUCUUUUCGACCUUCAUCCCCGUCUCGGACGUGCUCACGGCGCGCGAUGCGCGCAACAAGGCGCGUAAAGUCGUCGUCUGCUCGGCCACGUUUGACAAGCAGGGCCGUCUGCUGGUCAAGCAGGACGGAACCAUGCCCAUGAUGGUCAUCGAAACGCAGAUCCAGAUUAAGGACAUGCUCGAUUAUCUCGACAACCGCCAGCCGACGUUCCAGUGGCUUUAUUCCAUCUCGUGGGACUGGAACAUUGUCGCGCCAUUCCUUCGCGCCAUCACCGCCUUUUUCUUCGCCAAGGACCAAGAGGAGCAGCGCCGCGCAUCGCAACGCCACUCCGGCGGCGGCGCCGGUCUCUUCAAAGUCAAGGCUCUCAACAAGAGCCGUCGCAGCAUCGACGCGCUUAGCAGCAUGCCCAACAAGGGCCCCGCUGCCCUCGCCGAGUUCCGCGACCGCUUCAUUGACGCGGCCAACCACCUAAGCUUUGAGCUCGACAUCCCCCUGCAGCAGAUUGGCGUCCUGUACGACCGCGUCUUCCCCACAGGCACGCGCAAGGUGGCACUGCAGGCGGCCAACAAUGGCCACGAGUUCAAGCCGCAUCGCGAGACGCUCGAGCGCUUUGACGAUGAGAGCUCGAUCAACGGCCAUGUCCCCAGCAUCUUUGGCGACGGCGAGAACGAGGAGGAAGGCUUGAUGCUUUUCCUCGUCCGCGAGCUUCCUGGCAGCAGCGGCGCCAAGGACGCCGCGGAGAAUGCUGAAAAGUAUCGCCAGCGUGGCUACCGCAUGACCGAGACGCGCUUCCUCGCUGGCGUGCUCGCUGACCGCGUCGCGGUGACCAAGCCCGAGAUGGAAGUGAUGCUCGACUCGCUGCGCUUGUACGCCAAGCGCGGCACGCGCCCUGUCGUCCAACCUGGCGGCGUAUAUGCAGGCCUCUUUGGCGUCCGUCCAUCUACGAGCAGACAGGGAGGCCUCGACGUGCUUGUGUACAACUUUGCCCGCCAUCAGAUCCCCGCGUACCGGCUGCCGGACGUUGCUAAGAUCACACCCGAUAUGCGCGUCUUCCUCCGCAUGCUCGACCAGAUGACGAUGGAGGAGGCGAUGAAGGUGUGCGAGCGCGAAUCGAUCCGUUCAGGCGAGCAGCGGCGUUACGUGAACGGCCUUGCCACCGCACAACAGCAGGAUGCCAAAGGCGACAUUGCCGCGACCGACGAUGAGAAUGUCGAGCUGAUGAUACAGUUCCAGACGGCGCUCUUUAUUGCGCUCGACGCGCUGCACAACUCGGUCCGCUUCUACCCGCGCAUCGCGCAGACAGCCCGCAUCAGCGCUGAGGUGCUCGAGGUGCCGUCGACGCUCGACGACUCGACGGCCCCGGCAGAGAUGAUCCUGAUCCAGGCCGUCUUGCCCGAGGCGCGCGUAAGCCCCAACUCGUACUCGGAGCUGGUCAACGCAGCUGCCGCUGAGACGGUGCCGACGGACCGCCCCGGUAACGGCACUCCGUUUGUCUUUACACCAUACACGCUCUUUUCCAAAUCGCAGAUGAUGCUUCUCCGCGGUCGUCAGGCGGACGACUUUGAGCACGAGGUCGUCAUUGAGCUCCGCCGCCGUUACCCAUCCAGCUUGAUGCAGGAGGCCGAAGAACGCGCGUCCGACCACCAAAGCCGCAAAACGCACAGCGUUAUCUCGCACGACAUUAGCUACCUCCAAGUCGAUGAGAAGAAAUACGGCGACGAGGAUGACUAUGGCGCCGACGAUCACGCUUCUGGUCACAAUAUUGGCGGUGGGAGCGGUGGUAGCAACAAGGGCGGCUUUUCCACGCGCUGGGGUAACCGCAGCAAGCAGCAGCAGCGUGGCAAACAGGGCGAGUACUACCACUCUGAGAGCUUUGCGCUCUCGCCUCGCCGCAAUAGCUCCUCCUCGGCUGUCUCACGUACCGGUCCGGGCCACAGCGCACGCACACCGCCCAUGGAUCAAAAGGAGAUGCGCCAGGUUACCCACGCCGGCUUGACCCCGCUCCGCGCCGACAACAGCAAUAACCCUCAAUCGCCUAUCUCACCCUCUUCCACUGUCACCGCCGUCAACUCGCCGGACCGCCUGCCCGAAUACAGCCAGGCGGACCACGACGUGCACGCGUCGCAGUCGCUUGGGAUAAGGCGCUUCAUCGAUGGCGGCCUCCCGGCCAACGCAUUGUCGGCGUUAGCUAAUGCGCGCUAUGCGCAACCCGCCGACGAAACGAUUGUUGAGGAAGACAUGUCACAGAAUGACGAUCAGCAGCAACUCACAUCAGCAGCAGCAGCACCGGUCGGCAUAUCGGAUCUGUCAUCUGACGAUGGACGGUCGAUCUGUGAUGCCUCAUCCGCGGCCGACCUCUCCGCGCGAGCGCCAGCCGUCGUUCGCAAACGCCCAGGUGUCAUGCCGCCAGCCGUCGGAGGUCUCGCGGCCGCUGCACCCAUCUAUGAAUCCGCCACUACGGCCUCACGCGGAAGCACCAACGCCUCACGUCGCCGGCCUGCAACUGCUGCUGCAGGCUCAGGCACCGGCUCCGCCAGUACCGCAGGUGUAGAACCGCUUGGCUCGCUCGUCGCGCCACCGCCGCGCAUCAUGCGCUCCAGUUCCGGAGGCCCGCGCCCGUCGACUGCUCCUUCCUCUGGACGAAGGGAGACAGCGCUACUCCGCCCGCGCACGGCAGACAGCGCUGGUAACGGCAGCAGCAGCAGCAAUGCGCGUUUCCUCAGUCAGCGACACGCUGCCAGCGCUUCCUUGUCGGCCAACGAGGCUAGUUUGCUUGCGCGACUUCGCAGCGAUGACUGGUCGACGCGUCAACUGCAGUCGCUCGAGCGCGGUCCGUCGGGUCAGCUGUUGCUUGGUGUCGACUUUUGAUUGCGCUCCCUCCACAUUGCAUCAUGGCUCGCUAGCAUUGCAUUUCGUCUCGUUCCGCUCCCGAGCCGAGCCUCGUCGCAGGUUUGUUCAGACUUCUGUCUCUGUAUGGUGCAA
Molecule: messenger RNA, 4020 nt
Organism: Tilletiaria anomala UBC 951
Lineage: Eukaryota; Fungi; Basidiomycota; Exobasidiomycetes; Georgefischeriales; Tilletiariaceae
Exons: 4
Coding region: 181-3906 (1241 amino acids)
Source: RefSeq, a predicted model, not a curated record